This is a messenger RNA of Eremothecium gossypii ATCC 10895, 1122 nucleotides long. It is a transcript of the gene SAY1, whose product is annotated as steryl deacetylase. The record is from RefSeq and is marked provisional. NCBI's taxonomy places the organism in Eukaryota, Fungi, Ascomycota, Saccharomycetes, Saccharomycetales, Saccharomycetaceae. The coding region runs from base 1 to 1122 and encodes 373 amino acids. The transcript has a single exon.
AUGGGAUCUCCAAACAAAACGUGGAGCGUACUCGCGUUUCUGCUGAAGUUCUAUGGGUUGGGCGUGCCGGCAGCGCUGGCGCGCCUGGUAUACUCGGUGGUGCGGCGCGCGGGGCGGCGCACGCUGCUGGGACUGCUGGGCGUAGAGGCCGCGCGGCACGCGGACCCGGCGGCGGCGGCCGCGCUGCGGGCGUCGGUCGGGACGUGCGUGCCGUGGUGGCACGCGCGGCGGUCGUUCGAGCGCGGCGGCGAGGUGCUGGAGGAGACGUACGUUGUGCAGGAUAGCGACCUGUUCGAGCUCGGGGGGCCGGCGGCUGCGGCGGCGGAGCGGACUGCGCGCGCGGUGUAUGUGUCGCGGCCCGACAAGCGGCACCCAGACGACCCGGUGGUGCUGUACGUGCACGGCGGGGCGUUCUGCGAGGGACUGACGCCGGUGGACUACGCGCUGGCUGCGAAGAUCACGGCGGCGUACCAGUGCACGUUCCCGCAGGCGGCGAUGCUGGCGCUGGACUACGCGGGCGCGGAGGACGGGGGCUUCCCGCUGGCCGCGCUGGACGUGGUGCAGCUGUACCGCGCGGUGUGCCGCGAGUUCCCGCGGGGGCCGAUCUGGCUGGUGGGCAGCGAGGCCGGCGGGCACCUGAUGCUGGGGCUGCUGCAGUACCUGGCCUGCGCGGACGAGGAGGGCCUGCGCUGGCCGCGGCGCGCGUUCUGCAUGACGCCGUGGCUCAACCUGACGGCGUGGAGCGCGGACGACGCGGAGUACGCCGCCGCGGACGCGGACCGCAGCGCCGUGCAUGGCUUCCUGCAGCGCAUGGCCGCGGCCUACUGCGAGAGUCUUGGCGAGGGCGCGCAGAAGAACCCGUACGUGAACAUCGAGGCGAACCUCAACGCCGACCGCUGGCGGCGCGUGCUCGAGAAUACCGAGAUCCACGUGGCUGUCGACGACUGCGAUGUGCUGGCGCCGCAGGCGCGCCGCUUCGCAGAGCAGCUCGGCCUGCCGGUCACGGACUAUGACCACGACGAGCUCGUGGCGGCCACGCUGAGCAUCUACGGCUACAGCGAGGACUGGCUACUAGACAACGGCCUGGCGUUUGCCAUGGCCAAGUUUUUCUACCUACACUAG